CUCUACGUGGUGAUAGACGAUCUUCGGUGUGGGCAGGAAUCCUAGUCAAAGGAGUUUUUUUCCUUGGCAGAUCUGGUGGCCGUUUGAACGGGAAGGCUCUGCGGAGAGGAUGUAAGAUGGCAGAGCUACAAAUGUUGUUAGAUGAGGAGAUUCCCGCCGGUAAAAGAGCGCUCGUGGAGAGUUACCAGAACCUGACCAGAGUCGCGGACUACUGCGAAAACAAUUAUGUCCAGGCGGAGGACAAGAGGAAAGCGCUGGAGGAGACCAAAGCCUACACCACCCAGUCGCUGGCCAGCGUGGCCUACCAGAUCAAUGCCUUAGCCAACAACGUCCUGCAGCUGCUGGACAUCCAGGCCUCGCAGCUGCGCCGCAUGGAGUCCUCCAUCAACCACAUCUCCCAGACCGUGGACAUCCACAAAGAGAAGGUUGCCCGGCGGGAGAUCGGGAUCCUGACCACCAACAAGAACACAACCAGGACCCAUAAGAUCAUCGCUCCGGCCAACAUGGAGCGGCCGGUCAGGUACAUCAGGAAGCCCAUCGAUUACAACGUCCUGGACGAUGUGGGCCAUGGCGUCAAGUGGCUGAAAGCCAAGCAGCACGGAAACAAUCAGGCGGUCAGGACGGGAACCCUGUCCAGGACCAACCCGCCCACGCAGAAGCCGCCCAGCCCGCCCAUGUCCGGGUGGGGCACGCUGGGGCGCAACACGCCCUACAAGACCCUGGAGCCCGUCAAGCCGCCCACGGUGCCCAACGACUACAUGACCAGCCCCGCCCGGCUGGGCAGCCAGAGCAGCCCCGGGCGCACGGCGUCGCUCAACCAGAGGCAGCGCACUCACAGUGGCAGCAGCGGCGGCAGCAGCAGCCGCGAGAACAGCGGCAGCGGCGGGAUCGGCCUCCCCAUGGCCGUGCCCACACCCUCCAUCCCCAACGCUGCAGCAGCUCCGUUCGUGCCCGCUCCCCCCGGAGCCCCGCCCCCACCCCCUCCUCCACCUGCUCCUCCCAUGGCCGGUGGGGGCCCCCCACCCCCCCCGAUACCUCCACCUGCUCCUCUCAUGGCCGGUGGGGGCCCCCCACCCCCUCCGAUGCCUCCACCUGCUCCUCCUAUGGCCGGUGGGGGCCCCCCACCCCCUCCGAUGCCUCCACCUGCUCCCCCUAUGACGGGGCCCCCCCUGACUGUACCGCCACCUCCUCCCCUAUCUCCUCUAGUGGUGGCCGCCGGGCCCGGUCUGGGCCCCGCCCCGAUGUCCCAGUUCGGAACCAUGUCCAGGCAGAUCUCGCGGCACAACCCCAACAACUCCUCUGUCUCUAUGGUUUCGGCCACCGGCACGUACCGGCGGGCGCCGUCGGUGUCCUCGCAGUUCUCCCUGCAGCAGCAGCAGCCUCACGUUAACGGAGGCACUCCUGGUUACCAGAACUCAAUGUCUGUCGCUCCUCCUCCUCCUCCUCCCCCCCCCAUGCCCCAGCUGACUCCACAGAUACCUCUGACUGGCUUUGUGGCCAGGAUGCAGGAGAGCAGAUCCGCAGUGGGCCCCCAAGAUCUACAUCGAGAAAGUGGUGGCCAUCUACGACUACGCCAAGGACAAGGACGACGAGCUGUCGUUCCUGGAGGGCGCCAUCAUCUACGUGGUGAAGAAGAACGACGACGGCUGGUUCGAGGGCGUGUGCAACGGCGUGACCGGCCUGUUCCCCGGGAACUACGUGGAGCCCAUCAUGCACUACGCCGACUGACGGAGUAUUUAUUCAGUCAUAUCCUAACCCGCUGAGUGACCGUAAUCGAAAGAAUCUCUUCUUGGUGUGACGGGGGCGGGGAAAGGGGCGGAGCUCUUCGCUGAACAAAGAUUUUGAUUGACAGGUGAACGCUUUCUGAUCAACGGCUUUAGUUUGGGGAACAAAUACGAAACUUUUCCUGCUAGUUUGUAAAUGAUGUGAGACGCAGGAGAUGAAACUGGUCACUUUUACCCCAAAAACAAACUUUGAGGUUAAAGCAUGCAGAUAUAUUCUAAUCUUAGGUCUUUGGCUUCCUUUAUGUUGUAAAUGCAGUCUGGUUUUGUUCAUUACACUGUUUAAAAAUCACUGAACUGUUUAUGCUAAACUCUUCCCAUGAACUUUUUUUAUUGAAAUCAAAGACAGAUUCCUUUUUUUUUUGAGGGUCUUCAUGAACCGGGCUCGUUUGAGAUGCUGCUGCUCCGAAACAUUCCCAAAUCUACCACAAUAAAAGUGGGCAGAAGCAA
Messenger RNA from Oryzias melastigma (Indian medaka), 2231 nucleotides. It is a transcript of the gene abi1a, whose product is annotated as abl-interactor 1a. Lineage: Eukaryota; Metazoa; Chordata; Actinopteri; Beloniformes; Adrianichthyidae. The record is from RefSeq and is a predicted model, not a curated record. Gene Ontology annotation, cellular component: intracellular anatomical structure; lamellipodium. Gene Ontology annotation, molecular function: SH3 domain binding.